Messenger RNA from Brienomyrus brachyistius, 8916 nucleotides. Its product is annotated as arginine-glutamic acid dipeptide repeats protein-like. Gene Ontology annotation, biological process: regulation of DNA-templated transcription. The coding region runs from base 3244 to 7011 and encodes 1255 amino acids. NCBI's taxonomy places the organism in Eukaryota, Metazoa, Chordata, Actinopteri, Osteoglossiformes, Mormyridae. Gene Ontology annotation, cellular component: nucleus. Gene Ontology annotation, molecular function: transcription corepressor activity; chromatin binding; sequence-specific DNA binding. The transcript has 18 exons. The record is from RefSeq and is a predicted model, not a curated record.
CACAUUUAAGUAUUUCAAGGUUGGUGUGUAUGUGUCUAUAUGUAUAUAUAAUAUCAGAUACUUCAGGGUAGCAUACUAUCAGUGCAUUGGUUUUGCCGUCUAUAGUAUCUCACAGAUACCAGCAGAUUGCUAGCCGCCAUCAUGUAAGAUUUUCCUUAUUUCAGGUUCGAUGCUACAAAAAGAACAAUGGAACCAAAAUAAGGUUUUGCAAUUUUGUGGGGGGGGAACGCAUGCUAUACCAUACAGAAAGGAAAAUAUGAAUGUAAUAGUAUGAACUAUGUAUUAUUAACUGAACACAAGGCUUAUGUCAUGCAACACAAAGUCUCUUACAACGUUUGAAAGGUCCAGACAUGUUUUUUAACGCUUACAUAAUUGCUAGAUAGGCAAACAAGUCACAGCUUGUAUUAAUACAUAUGCAGAGAAAUAAACAUUUUUGUUGCGAGUUAAAAUGCACAAAUCAAAUCAUUACUACUUUGUUUACUACGGCGACCCGACUAUGAAUAAUGUAUACGUCCUCGGCAUGCAAAUGACCGUUGCAUGUCAGGAGCCCCCUGGAUGGGGCCCCACGCGUUCUCCCCAUCUCCAGUGCCGCUGGUACCGCCUCCUCCCCUCCUUCCUCCUUUUCCAGUUUCUGCUUGUUUGGUAUGCUGGCCGGAGCGUCAGCAGCUCUGUAAGCCGGGCUUGUUUGUGUGGGAGAGCGACAGAAAUGGAUCGCGUUUCCAGCAUGUCUGUAUGUAAGGUCGCGGCACAUGCUCAGUCGGCUCUGCUGGAAGGGGAAGUUAAGGCUGAGGUCAUAGCACAAGCUCAGUAAAAAUCCCUGAAAGGCUGCGCGCUCCUCCAUUUUGAGUACUAAUAGGGGAAACUGGUAAUUUAUUUCAGCCAUACCAGGAAAUCUGUCAACAUUAAAAAGAUACACCCGGGUGUCUGAAAUGGACGACUUGUUCAGUCCGCGAAGUGGAGGUGACAUGACGAAAGGUCGACGUACAACUGCAUUCGCCUAGUUGUCAAGCAACGUUCAAGCUUGGCAGCGGAGAUCUGGAGCUCUGACUGCGGCUAUUAACGUUAAGGCCCAUCGCUGUGUUUAUGUAACCCUUGGAGGGAGUGUUUCAGUGAUGUAACGAUUGGCUGGUAUUGAUAAAAAGGGCGGGACUAGCGGUGAUUGCUGUGUCAAUCGUCGAUUCAAAACGUCGGAUUUGUUUUGUUUUGACACGGUGUGGUUGAUAAAUAGUCACAUUUGUCGCUUUAUUAAAAAAUACUUAAACAGAGAAUCGAACUGAGCCAUUAAAUGUUAUUUCAGGUGCAAAAUGCAUAUAUGUAAUCAACCCAUAACUUAGUGUAACAUUUAUUAAUACCACUUGAGUUGUGCUUAGAGUACUUUUUAUUAACAACAAAACCCAGAACAGUUGGACUAUUUAAAUAUUUAUAUAUGGGCCUGAUUGACUUAAAUUUGGUCAGUUUCAAUGUACUCUAAAGGUUUGACUAUCAUUUUGAUGUUUAUUAUUUGAAUUCUGCUUUAACUCAAAUAUAUUUUUCGAAGUUGUUUAAAGCUCUACAAAUAUUUUUAUAAACAUAAAUUCGCCAUUUAAAAUUAAUUUCUUCAGAGCCGAAGUGUGAAAAAAUCAAUUUAAUAUAGUCAAUUAUAAAUGAAACUUAUUUCAUAGUUAGAGUACAAAUGUAAAAACCUCACAAGCAACAAAGGUUCUGACCUUUGAUAUGUAGAAAUUUAGAUCAGUCCAUUGUAGUCCUCUAGAGAUUUGUCAGUCUAAAUGCUAGAAUUUGGUAAUGCUGGCAUAUACAUAUUUAAAAAUCAAGCCAUAAGUACCCAUAACUGUGCAAACAUUUAUUGAAUACCUCAUUCCUGGACACUAAAAACAAUUUCUAAUCAAGCUGAACUUUUCACGUGGUCAUCUGAUGAUGAUGGUUGUAUGAUUUAUUGUGGACACUGUUCCCAGAUUAUGCGACAUACUCCUUAUCCGCAACAGAUUACUAUACAUAUAAUACAAAGCAGCUUACAAUUAUUGUUCUUUGGAAAAUAUAUGACCACAAAAGUGCUGGGUUGCUAGCACCCAGAACGUGGGUUUUAAGUGCUAUACUUUUUAGCAGCGAUCGACCGCUUUUUUUACCCUUACUAAAAUGUUUCCUGAAAGUCCUAUGGACAAAAGGGUUAAAUUAGAAGAGAACAAACAUAAACGACUAUGCACAUAACUGGCAUGCAAGUACGCAUUCACCUUUAUAAGCGAAACAUGCGGCAAUAGAUUGUUGAAAGAUCGCCAAUGCAUUCGUAUUUUAUGUGCAUUUGCUCUAUGACAAGAAAUUGUGAAGUAUGAAUUAGCAUUUAAAGGCUAAAAUGUAGCAUAAUUUCUUGUCACAUGCAUACAAAUGCACUUAAAAUAAGUACACAUUUGCAACUGCUUCAACAAAUGAUUGCCGCACGUAUCGUCUUUAUAGCUGAAUGCUUACUUGCGUACCAGAUAUGUGCAUCCCUGAACAUAAAACAAUUAUCACACAAGCUUGGUUACGUUAAAUAAACUAAUAAAAAUAAAACAAUUCCAGUAAGGAAAGAAAUAGAGAUUCUGCAGCUAAUGCUGCUCGGACCCCUAGUUUCUGUAAACAAUCUCUGACCAUAAAAUAGGUGGGUAAUUUACUUAUAACUCGGCAACAGAAUUGUUUUCUUUUUUUUUUCGUACCGUGAAUGUAACGUUUUCCUUGGAUUCCACAUGUGGGUUUGUGGGCAGUUACACUGGACCACUUCAUUUUGGUGAGUAUGGCUGGUACGUGAGCAGCAUGGCACUUCUGAUUGGUAAGAAUCACUGUCACACAAGGAGAACGGCAUGAAUUUUCAAAGCCAUUCUCACGAGUUUUAAACCUUAAGAUGUUUUGUAUAAUGUAUACCCUAAAUCGCGUUGUUUCACAUUAAAUUUUCGAUUUGAAAUCGAUAAAUCAUUCAGUCCUAAUGUUCACGUUCGGUCUAUUUUUUAAACGGUCUUGUUUGCCUCUCCUUUUCUACUGAUUAUUUUUGGAAAACAUCUUCGUUAUAGUAAUACUCCACUAUUUCUGCAUUAAUAUCUCUUCUCUUGGCACCAGGUUUCAGGAUUCAUUUGAAAUCAAACACAACUCUGGCGACUGAACAGCACGCAAGGGGAAAUCCGAGUGGGUCCCAGUCAUCAAGCCAAGCUUCCAGAGCUGCAGGCCUUCCCACCUCUGAGUAACCAUCCUGUGACUGAGAAUGAAGAGCUGGUCUGGAUGCCAGGGGUUAAUGACUGUGACUUGCUCAUGUAUUUGCGAGCUGCCAGGAGCAUGGCUGCGUUUGCGGGAAUGUGCGAUGGAGGUUCGACAGAGGACGGAUGUUUAGCUGCUUCACGAGAUGACACAACACUAAAUGCAUUAAAUACUCUACAUGAAUGUAACUAUGAUGCAGGGAAGGCCCUCCAGCGUCUGGUCAAGAAACCUGUGCCCAAGCUAAUUGAAAAGUGCUGGUCUGAGGAUGAGGUGAAACGGUUCAUUAAAGGCCUAAGACAGUACGGAAAGAACUUCUUCAGGAUUCGGAAGGAACUGCUCCCCAACAAGGAAACGGGCGAGUUGAUUACGUUCUAUUACUACUGGAAAAAGACUCCCGAGGCUGCAGGAUCCCGGGCUCAUCGGCGACAUCGCCGGCAGCCCAUUUUCCGCAGGAUCAAGACGCGCACUGCUUCCACUCCUGUCAACACUCCCUCCCGGCCCCCAUCCAGCGAGUUCUUGGAUCUCAGCUCAGCCAGUGAGGAUGACUUUGACAGUGAGGACAGCGAGCAGGAGCUGAAGGGCUACGCCUGCCGUCACUGCUUCACCACCACCUCGAAGGACUGGCACCACGGGGGGCGCGAGAACAUCCUGCUCUGCACAGACUGCCGGCUGCACUUCAAGAAGUACGGAGAGCUGCCACCCAUCGAGAAGCCGGUCGACCCGCCACCGUUUAUGUUCAAGCCCGUGAAGGAGGAGGAGGAUGGGCCUGGCGGGAAGCACAGCAUGAGGACUCGACGGAGCCGGGGCUCGAUGUCAACUCUGAGAAGUGGUCGUAAGAAACAGACUUCCAGUCCCGAUGGAAGAGCGUCGCCCACAAACGAAGACCUGAGGUCCAGUGGUAGGACGUCACCCAGCGCCGCCAGCACCUCCAGCACUGACAGCAAGACGGACUCCAUGAAGAAGCCCAUCAAGAAGAUUAAAGAGGAGGUAUCUUCCCCAAUGAAAAGUUCCAAACGGCAGCGAGAGAAAGGUGCUUCAGAUACAGAGGAGACUGAGAGGGCAACAGCAAAGAAGUCAAAGACUCAGGAGUUAAGCCGUCCGGAUUCCUUGUCGGAAGGCGAGGCCGAGGGUGAGGGUGAGAGCUCGGACAGCCGCAGUGUGAACGACGAGGGUAGCAGCGACCCCAAAGACAUCGACCAGGACAAUCGCAGCUCGUCACCCAGCAUCCCCUCCCCGCGGGACAACGAGAGCGACUCCGACUCCUCUGCCCAGCAGCAGCUUCUGCAGGCUCAGCACCCUCCUGUCAUCCAAGCCCAGGCUGGAUCCCUGCAGGCUGCCCCAGCUCAGGCUCUGCUCCUGCAGCUCCCCCCAGUUAAUCCUUCCUCCCAGGCCCAGCCAGUUUUGGCAUCUAACCCCCAGACCUCCAUGCCGCCACAGCAACCCCAGGUAGCUCCGCAUUCCCUCAUCCAGGGCGGCCCCCCCCUGCACCCUCAGAGGCUGUCCUCCCCUGAUUCGCCGCUGCAGGGCCUGUCUCAGGGCUCUUCUUUGUGCCAGCCAGGUCUACAGCCUAUCCAGGCACCGCUGCACAGCCAGCUGCAGUCCAUGCCGCACCCACUGCAGCCUGGUCCCUCCCAUUUGCCACACCCACUGCCCCCUCAGUCGUUCCCCUUGUCCUCUCAGUCGCAGGUUCCUCCCCAGCUGCCCCCACCUCUCCCCGGCCAGCCUCCCAUUUCCGGGCAUUCUCAGCAGCUCUCUCCGCACACACUGCAUUCCCAGGCGCAGUGCUCCGUGCCGGGCCCAGCUCAGCCCCCCCGAGAGCAGCCACUGCCGCCGACACCCAUGUCCAUGCCUCACAUCAAGCCUCCUCCGACCACUCCCAUCCCGCAGAUCUCCACCCCACAAUCCCAUAAGCACCCUCCACACCUGUCUGCACCACCUUUCCCACAGAUGCCCUCAAAUCUCCCCCCGCCACCAGCCCUCAAGCCCCUCAGCUCACUGUCUACGCACCACCCACCGUCAAGCCACCCCCCGCCGCUGCAGCUCAUGUCCCAGAGCCAGCAGCUGCAACCCCCUGCGGCUCAGCCCCCUGUGCUCACACAGUCCCAAAGUCUAUCCUCCAGCAGCCUCCCCCCUCCCCCGAUUCCUCCUCUGCCUUCCUCAGCAUCCUCCACCUACCCUGUUCCCUCUCAGCCUACCUUCUCCACGCACCCCUUCAUCCCCAGCGGGCCGCCUUCCUCUGCUCCUCCCUCUUCCUCGGCUUCCAUGCCCAUCCUGCAGCCCCCACAGUCGUCUUUGGCCACGCCUCUGUCGGGCAGCUCUUCUGCGGGGGCUCCUCCCGUGCAGAUCAAGGAGGAGCCGCUUGAUGAGUCAGAAGAGCCAGAAAGCCCACCGCCUCCUCCCCGGAGUCCCUCCCCUGAGCCCACCAUCGUCAACACGCCAAGUCACGCCAGUCAGUCGGCACGGUUCUACAAACACCUGGACAGAGGGUACAACUCCUGUGCUCGGACAGACUUCUACUUCACCCCCCUGGCAGCUUCCAAGCUGGCCAAGAAGAGGGAGGAGACGCUGGAGAAGGCCAAGCGAGAGGCAGAACAGAAAGCUCGAGAGGAGAAGGAGAGGGAGAAGGAGCGGGAAAAGGAAAAGGAGCGAGAGAGGGAAAGGGAGCGCGAGCGGGAAGAGAGAGUGGCGAAGUGCUCCAGCACUUCCCAUGAGGGCCGGAUGAACGAGCCACAGAUGGUGGGCCCCACCCACAUGCGCCCAUCCUUCGAGCCCCCAACCACCAUAGCCACCGUGCCGCCCUACAUCGGGCCGGACACCCCCGCGCUGCGCACGCUGAGCGAGUACGCCCGGCCGCAUGUCAUGUCGCCCACGAACCGCAACCACCCCUUCUUCGUGUCUCUGAACCCCGCUGACCCGCUGCUGGCGUACCACAUGCCGGGUCUGUACAGCGCCGAACCGGCCCUCCGGGAGCGGGAACUGAGGGAGCGCGAGAUGCGCGAGAGGGAGAUCCGCGAGCGAGAGCUGCGGGAGCGCAUGAAACCCGGCUUUGAGGUGAAGCCGCCUGAACUGGACGGCCUGCACCCCGGUGCCAACCCCAUGGAGCACUUUGCGCGGCACGGUGCGCUGACACUGCCGCCCAUGGCCGGCCCACACCCUUUCGCCUCCUUCCACCCGGGCCUCAAUCCCCUGGAGCGGGAGCGGCUGGCGCUGGCCGGACCCCAGCUGCGGCCCGAGAUGAGCUACCCGGAGCGGCUGGCAGCUGAGCGACUUCAUGCCGAGCGCAUGGCCUCUGUCGCUAAUGACCCCAUCGCCCGCCUACAGAUGUUCAACGUGACGCCGCACCACCACCAGCACUCGCACAUCCACUCGCACCUGCACCUGCACCAGCAGGACCCCCUGCACCAAGGUGGUGGUGAAUGUCUUGUGUGUCCCCCAGGUUCUGGGGCCCAUCCGCUAGUUGACCCCCUGGCAGCUGGACCCCACCUGGCCCGGUUCCCCUACCCACCUGGCGCCAUCCCCAACCCCCUGCUGGGCCAACCUCCCCAUGAACAUGAGAUGCUACGUCAUCCCAUGUUUGGUAACCCAUAUGCACGAGACCUCCCUGGAGCAUUGCCCCCACCCAUGUCAGCUGCGCACCAGCUGCAGGCUAUGCAUGCACAGUCAGCUGAGCUGCAGCGGCUGGCCAUGGAACAGCAGUGGCUGCACGGGCAUCACCACAUGCACGGGGGUCCACUGCCGGGCCAGGAAGACUACUACAGCCGCCUGAAGAAAGAAAGUGACAAGCAGCUCUAACUUCCUAACGAGCGUGAGGCCUCAGAGAAACGGAAACAUGGGACACUGACUGUCAGUGCAGAUCUGGGGAGCUCUUUCCUUUCCAGGAAGCAUAUAGGAAAGGACUCCAUGAAGAUCUUUUUUUUUUUUUUUUGCUUUGUGCUUUUUUUUUUUUAAACAUUAAUUUGAUGUAUACUUUUUGAGUAUAGACAUCUGCAAGACUGUUUGACUUCACUGCAUGAAAUACUCAAACAUUCCUACGGUUUUUGUAGGCGCUCAAAAAAAAAGAAAACCAACCGUACUGGUCACCUUGUCACUGUGCUUAACGUAAACAGAGCAGUUAAGCCAUUACAUCCGAAACUUUAAAAGUGCUUUCUGAAAUUCAGAUUAUUUUAUUACAUAGGAUAGUUCCCUCCCAUCAACAAAGAUAAAAAUGUUAAGCAUGGCUUUUUUGGGUUUGUAAAUAAUAUAUAUUAGGUGUGAACUUCUAACACAGAUGUUAAGCCUCCAAUAUUGUAAUUAUCAAGCAUUAUCCCUUUGUCUCAAAGGGGAGCACGAUGGCAUUAUUUGAGCAGGAAACGGGCAAAUAGCAUUAAAAGUACCGAGUGGUUGUAGCUCAUCACCACAACUCAAGACGGGGGGGUGUCUUCUGUCAUCUUUCAGAACCGAGACAUUUGGAGACUUUAAUUUCUUCUGCUUGGCUGUAAAGAUUUAUUACAGUGUCGGUCUGACUUAGUGUUUCACGAUGUCUAAAGAGGAGAGAUCCUGUGAUCGGCGACGCAGUAUCAGUGAGGAAUCCAGGGAGCCAUAUGCACUGAAUAUACUACAUAUAUAUCACCAUGGCUUUGGUUUAAUCAAACAUGCACUUUUAACAUAUUGGUAAUAUUGCUUCAUGGGGAAAAAAACAUUUCUUGCAUUGAUAUUUAUUGAAUGGGACAGGUGACAUUUAUUUAAAUAAAUUGCAGUGCUGAUGGUGCCAGCUACCUGUCCUUCUUGAUCUUUCCUCAGCAGAACACUGUGGACAUAAUGGGAGUAAACACUUCAACAGACGUCAUCGGCAUACUUGCUUUUAAGUCACAGAAAUUUGUGUGAAUGAAACUAAAUCUUGUAAUUAGUUCACUUUCUAUCCUCUCGGCUUUCCUGACUGACAUAAUAGGGCUUUAAAAAAAGAUCUUGAAAUGAAACAACAUUUCUGGUACCAUUUUCACUGUGAUGUGAGGCAUGCACCAGACAGACACGAUUGGCUGCAUGGGAGGUUGUGUUGAAGGAGCGGAUCUGGAACCCGGGACAUAACUUAAAUCAGCCAGUCAGUAGUUUCUCUCGAUGUGGUUAAUUGCUUCUUCCUGGUGUGUCUUCUGUGGAGCUGAGGGCAGUCUAUAUGCCACUGCAGACUGUUAUGCUAGUAAAUAUAAUACAUAUUCAGACUUGUAUGUCAGUCUUCUUACUUUUUAUGAACAUCAGAGAUGUGCUUGAAAUAACAUUGAGUUUUAUUAUGACAAAUGAAGUUCAGAUCCAGUUCACUAAUAUUAAAUAUCCCAUCGAAAUAAGUGGAUAACCAAUUGGAUUGCUUCCUGCGGCUUCAGUUUGCCUGUCUCUGUCUUGAUACCAUGUUCUCCUCACACCCCCAUGAUUUUUUAAAACCUUUUUUGCCUUUGUGUAUCAAGCCUAUAAUGUUGAGUGUUGUCAUUUAGUUUCUUGUUUCAGAGUGGCAGUAACAGAAUGUAAAUUCAGACUGCUAAAAAUUUAUAUAUAUACCGGUAUCUUGAAGCUUAUUGUAUAUAUUAGUAGUUCACCAUGGGAUAACACAAUGUAAACAAAAGGUAGAAAUUAAUUAAAAAUUUGUGAGUCCUGUGUUUUCUCCAUUUAAGUAUUUUGUAAUUUUUUUGAAAAAAUUGUGGAAUUGAAAUAAACUUAAGUUACACCACA